AGUCGCUGGUCAACCAGCUAUCCGGUCGCGCUGAUAAGCACUCGAAAUCACUCGUGUUGCGGGUCCAAUCAUUGGACGAGACGUUAAUUAGACACGAUGACUCUUACGGUUGUUCGGAAAAACGUGAUUGAUUACGAAGAUGCAAUAUCGAGUGUUUGGUCGGUUGUUUUUUGCUGAAAUGCCCAACAGAGGAGAGAGCAUCGAGACUGAAGAUUAAAUAUUUUUCUAAAGUUUUUCUUUUUUUUUUUUUUUCUUUUUUUUUACAAUCGGAAAGAAAGUUUUUAGUUAUGUUCAGCGACGACAAAAAACAGCUCAACGAGGGCAGCUCGAGCAUGUCGAAAAAAAUUUUUCGAGCUGAAACUUUGGCCAAAAUUAAAUCCAUAGCUAGUCAUGUGGGUCUGUUGGUCACGCUGAUGAUAUACACGCUUAUCGGAGGACUGGUGUUCCGAAGAUUGGAGCUGCCAGUGGAGAUGGAAAGAUUGGGCAGAUUGGAGGAGACGUUGUUGCUAAAGAGACAAUAUCUAAUAUCGUCUAUAAAUAACACGAACGUAACGGAUUUGGCGCAAUGGGAGAGCGCGAUACUUCGCCCCUACGAGUCGUCGAUGCAAGAGGCGGCGCGAUCCGGCUUCUCCGCGGAGCUCAUUCCGAAGCUCACGGCCACGGACGAGGAGAGGCUAAAUCCGGAGCCGAUGUUUGCUGACCGAUGGAGCGUGCUCCAGGCCGUGUUUUUCGCCAGCACGAUUUUGACCACGAUCGGCUACGGGAACGUCUUCCCAACAACUUUUCUCGGCAGGGUGUUUUGCAUCCUGUUCGCUUUGAUCGGCAUACCCUUGACUCUGACUGUGAUAGCCGACUACGGUAAACUGUUAGCCGGAGCCGUCAGUUCCGCAGCGCCAAAAAUACGAUCCAAACUCCCCAAAGGCUACAACUCCUGCAUACCUACAAACCAGGCCGGGAGAAAAUCUCUGGGUGCUCUCGCCGCUGUAGGUUUGUUGUUUUUGUACUUGGCUUGCGGGGCUGGUAUAUUCAUGCUGUGGGAGACCCAUUGGACGUUUUUUGAAGGAUUUUACUUUUGCUUCGUGACGAUGACUACCAUCGGAUUCGGUGACAUCGUCCCAACAAAUACGAAAUACAUGCUAUUUUGCACCGGAUACAUACUCGUCGGUCUAGCUCUAACCAGCACGAUCAUCGAACUGGUGCGACGGCAGUAUGCCCACUCUUGGAAAAGACUGCAAGCCCUGAGAGGGCCCCUGGCAGAAACGCUCAGGAGAAUCGGAGAGCAGGCCGGUGGCGACAUGUCUUCGUUGCAAACUGAUCUCAAACGCGUGCUGAAAGUCAUCUCGAUGCCUCGUCGGAGAAAAAGUGGUGCUGAAAGUCACGACAUGAAGGACAGCGAGUGGGAGGAGGCGGUGGAGCAAAUUCUCCGGGACAUCGCUGCGUCGUCCCAACCGGAGCCCGAGUUACCUCAGCAGCCGAGAAAAUCCGUCGUGCAGAUUAUCAUCUACGAAUCGAGUGUCUGAAUUUUCGAGUCCACCUCGAUCACUUUUAACCCAACGAUUAGGUUUUUUAAUUAAAUGUGUACUUAUCAAGAGUUUUUUUUUAAU
Molecule: messenger RNA, 1604 nt
Organism: Copidosoma floridanum
Lineage: Eukaryota; Metazoa; Arthropoda; Insecta; Hymenoptera; Encyrtidae
Product: TWiK family of potassium channels protein 7-like
Biological process (GO): stabilization of membrane potential; potassium ion transmembrane transport
Cellular component (GO): plasma membrane
Molecular function (GO): potassium ion leak channel activity; outward rectifier potassium channel activity
Source: RefSeq, a predicted model, not a curated record